CUCAUGAAAAACCAAGGGCAUAAAAGCUUUAACAGGUUCCAUUAAAGGGAGAAGAAAAAUAAAAGAAAUAUUUCCUUUUCUUUUAUAUAUUUAAAAAGAGAAAAACAUUGAAACUACUCCUCUGUACACUCUCAUCUCAGUACUGAGAUUAAUCAAAAAUGGAAGAUCCGAAGAGUUUGGUUUCUUCGGAGAAAAGCACCGGUUCUUCGAGCUCGGUUUUGGGCACGAUCCAAGGCCUUCCCUAUCGGACCACCCAAAUCACUGAUUCUUUCAAUUCGGUUCUAGCCAUGAUUCAGGGCCUUCACAAUCAUCAUCAUGAUCAUCAUCGUUCAAAUCGGACCAAUCCCAGUUCUCCUCAGUUCCCUUCGAAACAACCCAAAUAUUGGCCAAUUUUCGGUCCUCCCGACGAGGACCUGAUUAGCAGUUUACCAGAUUCCCUGUUGCAGGAAAUCCUUUGUUUUUUACCCAUUGAAGACGCUAUCAAAACCAGCUUUUUGUCUCGACGAUGGAGGUCUCUGUGGACCCAAAUGCCCACCCUUUCAUUUACUCGUGAAUGCUAUGCUUCCAAGCACGCUAAACGUGCUGCCUUCGUUAACGAAACGCUGGCGCGCUUCAUUGGUCCCAAGAUUAAGAAUUUCCUCAUCAACUUCAAAUUCGAUGAAUUCAUGGAUGCUUUCUUCGAUGAAUGGGUCCUUUUUGCUACAUCCCACCAUGUCGAAAAGCUCUCUCUGCUUCUCGAUGGUGGGUUCCUUUAUGCCCCGUUUGCUGAGUGUAAACCUUACAGUUUGCCUCAGUUUCUGUACGUGAAUUUUUCUCUGAAUGAGUUAAUUUUAAGACAAUGUGUUGUCUUACCCACCAGCCAAGUUUCUUGGCCAAGCCUUAAGGUCUUAUCUAUAAACUAUUCCAGGUUGGAUACUGAGGCAAUUGAAUAUGUUCUGUCUGGCAGUCCCAAUUUGCAGAAAUUGAAAUUGCAUAACUGUGGAGGGGUUAAUCGAAUCAGUUCCAUGAGUUUGGAGGUUCUAGUGGUGGAUGCAAUCUAUGAGCCUCAUGAGAAAAAUGAGUUAGUGACACAGAUUUCAUGCCCAAAUCUUCUUUCAUUGAGCCUGUCGGGGUAUAUGUACCGUCGAACAUUUAGACUGAUGCAUGCUUCGUCUUUAACAAAAGCCAAUCUGAGUUUUGUGAUGACCAUUGACAAAAAAGAUAAGUAUGAUUGCACAAAGCAUCGGUCCAUCUUUAGGGACCUCCUAGAAAAGCUUUGCCAUGUUGAGGAAUUGACCGUCGGGACUUGGUGCCUUCAGGCAGGUUCACUGGCUCACUAUUCUCUGUACAUGCAUGCUCUACACUAUACAUAUUCAGUUUUAUCCAUACGGGAAAUAAAGGGCAUAUCUUCUCCAUUGUCAAAACGCCAUUGUUUGGUACUGGAAACUGAAAUAUGUGAAUGGGAUAUUCCUGGGAUCGUGAAUCUGCUUCACAGUUCACCUUAUCUGAAGAAACUGGUGAUAAAUUUGAAUUACUGUGACAACUCUAAGGUAAACAUCAUCGCUUCUCUUUCAUUGAAUAUAUCAGAUAUGCUGCAUAUUGAAAUAUGGGAAAUCAAUGAACACUAAAUAGUGGAUUAAUGAGCUUGAUUCAAUCUGAUAAUGGAUUAAUGAACAUUAAAAGGUUUCCUCAUUCAAUGCAAGAUUUAAGACAAAACCAAGAAAU
Molecule: messenger RNA, 1704 nt
Organism: Gossypium arboreum
Lineage: Eukaryota; Viridiplantae; Streptophyta; Magnoliopsida; Malvales; Malvaceae
Product: putative F-box protein At1g49610
Exons: 2
Coding region: 159-1607 (482 amino acids)
Molecular function (GO): protein binding
Source: RefSeq, a predicted model, not a curated record